Mya arenaria is the source of this 3535-nucleotide messenger RNA. RefSeq names its product lambda-crystallin homolog. The coding region runs from base 83 to 979 and encodes 298 amino acids. Gene Ontology annotation, molecular function: NAD+ binding. The transcript has 8 exons. NCBI's taxonomy places the organism in Eukaryota, Metazoa, Mollusca, Bivalvia, Myida, Myidae. The record is from RefSeq and is a predicted model, not a curated record. Gene Ontology annotation, biological process: fatty acid metabolic process.
UUGUUUAUUUUCUGAUGCUUCAUAUGACUCCUAGAUAUUUCUUAUAAAUGUUUCCAUAACUGGAACAUUGUAAUUUGCUGUCAUGGUCAAAGUCGCUGUUCUUGGAUCUGGAGUGUUAGGCAUUAAGAUUGCAGGUGAGUUUGCUUACCAUGGGCACCGGGUGAAGAUCUAUUCCAAUGACUUGAAGUCGCUUAACUCGAUUUUCCAGAGGAUGGAGGAAGACAAGAAGCAGCUCAAGGCUGAAGGCAUUCUCUUCAACAGGAAUUUUGUGGGGCCUGUGCUAUGCAUGUCAAAGUUGGAAGAAACUGUGAAUGAUGCAGACUUCAUAUUUGAGUGUAUUCCAGAGGAUCUAGAAAAAAAGAAAGAUAUUUUUGAAAGAGUAUCCCACCUGUGCAAAUCUUCCACCAUCAUAGGGACCAACACAUUGAGGCUGAACCAAACUGACAUUGUGGAGAGAACUGUCGGCAAAGAGAGGACUCUUGGCCUGCGGUUCCUGUUUCCUGUGUAUUACAUCCCGGAAGUGGAAAUUACACCAAACAAACACACAUCAGGACAGACCAUUGAAAAAGUGCGUGCCCUUUUGGAGAAGAUCGGGAAGACCCUGUUUUUCCGCUCUGGUCCAGAACCCCUAAUUCUCUCUGAGGAACAGAGGGAGGACAGGCUGAAGGCCCGUAAAGAUCAGCUGAAGGCUACAUCAGGAGUUGGUUUGAACUACGUCAGCUCAAUCCCGAGUCUGACUCCGCACGGGGGUCAUGGAACCUCGCACAUUGAACACAACCCUCCAAGAGGUUCCACAAGCACCGCUGAUGGUGAGACAGACUGUGCGAUAUGUAUGGACAAGGCGCGUGACUGCGUGAUGAGGCCGUGUCACCAUAUGGUCACCUGCUACAGGUGCGCAACCAUGCUCAUUAACCGACGGGAUGGAUGUCCUAUUUGUCGCAAGGACAUUAUAGAAAUUAUACGCGUCUACAGUGGAUGAUGACUUUUAAAGUUAUGUUUAGUGUACAGAAUAAGGCAAUGGAAAAACAUCAGGGCUAGGAGCCUGGGUGUGGAGUAUAUUUAUGAAUGUAUGUUAGCUAAAGAAAAUUGGAGAUUUCGAACGGACUUCUCUGUAUGUUUUUACUGUUAUUUGCUCUUUCAUAAAACUCACAGAUUAUCCUUGCUACUUUUGAUACUUUAGGCACAUCAAUAAUUUUUAUCAAACAAAUUGAUACAUUCCAAUUUCUAUCUUAAUUGAUAUUUUACAAAAUUACAUUAUUUAUUUCAAGAUUACUCUGAUGGUCAAAUUGAUUUUAUUUAAAGUAUAGAAUGUUUGAAAGUACUGAUUUAUGUAUAAUACAACUAAUAUAAUUGUUCAAUAUUGAUGUCAUUUUCCUAACUGAAAUUUUAUACUAAGUAUGUGUUUGUGUGUGCUCCCUUUGCUAUAUUUGUAUAUGCUUGGAAGGAUGACAAACCAUACAAACUGUUAACACCAUGAGAAUCUGUCUCCAACUGUAUGUUGAGCACAGUAGUAAAGUUAUGAGAAAGUUCUGUUCAUUUUCAAAUUAUCCUACCAUAAUCAUCCUACAUGGGUUUUACAUCCAUGUAUUCAUUGAUAAGAUAUUAAUUUUAUUAGUCUGUGAUCAAAAUCAUAUUUAUGUCAAGAUACCAUAUACUGAAGAUACGAUUAUUAUAAAUACAUAUAUUAUGUGAAUUAUAAAACUUUAUUGCUUUGUUAUUUAUUUGAGAAAUUAGCUCAAAGUGUUUUGUUAUUUUGGGAUGAAUUUUACAUUGAAUGAAUUUUAAAUGUUUACUUCAUGGUAGAUAAAAUGAUACAAUUGUCUAGUACAAGCAUAUCAUUGAUAUAAUUAUUUCUCUUAGUAUUUUAUUUUGCAAAAACUGAUAGAGUAGAAUCUGACAGUACAUUUUAAGUUGUUUUAUGGCAUAUUAAACUUUUUUCCCAUGCCAGUUAAAACAAUCUUUAAAUUGCUAUUAUAAUAAUAAUACCCCGACUUUAUUAAUUAUUAUUCUUAAAUUAGAAUAGAUGAUUGAAUCAUAGCCAUGGCUAACACUUCAUUUGUUAUGUCAUAUGUUGACUAUUUGAGACAUUUCCCCUUACAGAUGCAUACACAAUGAUUCCUUGAUGAAACUGUGCUCUUAACUAUGUUUAUGUACAUUUGUUAAUUUGAGUGUUGGAAAAUAAGGAGGGCUUUUCUACUCACCAUGGCGUUGGUAUGUGAGUCCAGUUAUAGUGUUCUGGCAAGUUGGGAUUUUUAGUUGUCAUGUCUCAUAAACUGUGCCACCAGACAAUUAAGUUAAACAACUCUGUAUGAUCUUAUGCACAAAGUUUAGCCCUUGAUUGACUUGAAAGUUUGUUGCAAGUUGUAGGGCAUGUUGGGAUGUUUUGUCUUAUGUCAAAGGCCACUCAUUCAAUUGACUUGAUUCUUCUCUCAGUUGUCCAGGGCCAUCAAAAUUUUAAGUCAGACGAGUCUAUAUGAUCCUAAAUACAAAUAAUGGCCCCUGUUCGACUAAGAAAGUGAGGUUAAUGUUUUUAGGCACGUUGGAGCUUUUGAUUAAAUUGUUUAUGCAAUGAUCCUUCACCUUAGUGUUCAAGGCCACAAGACAAUUACAUCAGUUUACUCCAUAUGAUCAUCAGUACAUGUUAAAGCCUCAUAUUUCAUCAAUAUGCAUGUUAUUAAGUGAUACAUCUCGUAGAUAAAGUGGCAUAUAAUCAAGAGCCCUGCCUUGUCUUACGACUGCUCUUGUUAGCUCGACUAUUCGAAGAAUAAGGAGAGCUAUACUACUCACCCGGGCAUCGGCGUCACACCUUGGUUAAGUUAGAUAACACUUAUUUGAAUAUAAUGCAAAUUAUGGGCCUUUAUUAUUUGACUUAGAAAUUCUGGUUAAGGUUUUGCAUGUAAGCGCACAUAGGUUAAUAUCUCAGCAACUACUUGAUGUAUUGCAUUGAGACUUUAUACACUAGUACUCAACCAUCUAACCUACUUAAAUAACCAAGGAAGAGAACUCUAGUUUGCAUUAAAUUCAAAGAAUUGCGCUUUUUUAUUCGACAUAGAAAUUCUGGUGAAGGUUUUGCAUGUAACCACUUUUAAGUCAAUACCUCAGCGAAUACAUCAAGUAUUGCAUUGAAACUUUAAACACAGGCUCCCAGCCAUUUAACCAUCUUAAUUAAUCAAGUUAGACAACUCUAUCCUGCAUAUAAUAUAAAUUUUCCCCCUUUAUUAUUCGACUUAGAAAUUCUGGUCAAGGUUUUGCAUGUAAGAACAUAUAGGUUAAUAUCUCACCAACUACUUGAUUUAUUGAAUUGAGACCUUAUACAGUGAUCCAUACAUGUUUCACCUAAACUGUUCAGUCCUUACACUGAAAUGCGGUGGAAUAGUCGAGCGCGCUGUCUCUGUGACAGCUCUUGUUUUUAAUGUCUUCUUAGCUCUUCUGCAAUUGAUUUUUACCUUUUACUGUUUCAUUGUUAUUACAUCGUCUUUCAUUGUAAUGUGAUACUUUUUGUGACUGUAUUCUUUCUGACUUAUUAAAAUGAACA